Podarcis muralis (Common wall lizard) is the source of this 1443-nucleotide messenger RNA. RefSeq names its product family with sequence similarity 221 member B (gene FAM221B). Lineage: Eukaryota; Metazoa; Chordata; Lepidosauria; Squamata; Lacertidae. The record is from RefSeq and is a predicted model, not a curated record.
CUUCCCUUCCCUUCGCUUCCCCUGCUGCCCCCUGGGAAUCCAGGACAGCCCAGCCCCUGCACUGCUCUCACGGGCCCUGUUUGCAUCCCAGAACAGCCAACAUGGAAGAGGAGCCCAUUGAAGAUGUGCCCAUGGGGCCCUUGGAGGAAGAGCAAGAGCAGGGGGGUCAGAGGACCUCCUCCACCGCCCUGGAGGUGGAAGAGGAGAUCAUCCUGCCUGCUUCCACUUCCUUAGAUGACGAAGACGAGGAAACCAUCUUGCCCGUGUCCACAUCCCUGGAAGGGGAAGAUGGUGGCAAGGAGACGUCCCUCCCGCCUUCGGAGUGGGAGACCUCCGAGUCGCUGGUCCCGCAGGAGCAGAGCCCCAGCAACGAGGGGUCUUCUUCCCAGCCUCUGGAGAGCUCUGAGCCUUCUUCUUCCUUGGCCUCCUCACCUUCCUCGUCGGCCGUUUCCUGGAGGAGGCAGAAGGACAACCAGCUGCAACCCCUGGAGGAGGUGGAGGACACGGAGGAGACCACGGCGGAGCUCAGCAGCAUCCUUCCCCAGAGGAGUCUGGAGAAGAAGGCCAAGAAGAAGGGCGCCAUGGUCAAGAAGGGAGCUCUGAACUACACCGUGAGGCCUGUGGUGCCAGCUGAGAAGGCAGAGCUGAUAUCGGUGGCCAAAGCGAUGCACCGGGAGAACUUUGGCAAGAACGUCAAGGAGCUCUUCCACCUGGAGAAGGAGGCAGCCCUGAAGUCCAUCGAGACAGGCCUCUAUAUCGGCUGGCGCUGCCCAGAGUACCUGUGGGACUGUUUCCGCGUGGGUGACGAGUCCAAGUGUUUCUGUGGGCAUCUGCUGAAGCAGCACCAGGUCUAUGUAGACAGGCGGGCGACCGUGUCCUGCACCCUGCAGGGGUGCAAAUGCCAAGCCUUCAUGUUCAUCCCCUCCCGCCCAGAGGAGGUGGGCGAAUUCUGGCUGCGGAGGAGAACCGGCUUCGACCCAGCGGCCUGGCGGGCCAAAUGCCGCUGCAAGCACACCCACGAGGAGCACACGCCCAACGGAGCCCGGGGCUGCGGUGCCCGAGGCUGCUCCUGUCUGGCUUUCACCUCCAACUUCUUGUGCGCUGCCUGCGACCGGCGCUGGGAGGAGCACGAGACUUUCUUUGAGUCGGAGGAGACGCGGCGGAAGGGGGGCCGGCCGUGCGGAGAAGCCUAUCUGCCUUUUGCCGAGAUGCCCGAACUGCGCGAUGCCGUCCUGACGGGGCGCUCCGAGGACAGCUCUGCCUACCAAGCCCUGCAGGGCCAGGCCUUCCCUGCCCUGCCUGCCCCCUCUGGCUCACGCGCUCUGCCUCUUCCCCCCUCAGGGCCCCGGAGGAUAGUGGAGAAGGACCACAAGAAGGCCUGAGGGUGGCCGGCGGAUGGGACCCCCCCCCCACAGCGAGAGGCAAUAAAGAGAGGCUGCUCUA